GGGAACCAAGUGUUACCGCUUGGCGACUAUGGAGGGCGGUGUUUAUCCAAUUACGGAGAAAAAAUGGAGGACGACAGACCCGUUGCUAAUCAAAACAAUCGGGAUUCAGAGCCGAUUGAAAAUGGAUUAGACAAUAACGUCAACCAAAAUGGACAUGAUGCACCUGAUAGGGCCGGAAGUGGCAGCCUUAGAGAUUUCGUAUCAAGGAAUUACCACGAUCAAAGAGUUUCUGGCACAGCUGUAGAGAUGUCACAGGCUGAUGAAGAGAGGAGGAAUAACUUCUUUCAGAGGGCAAUCAGUGAAAGUCAGCGGAUGAGUGCUGAAGUCGACCGAUGCCAACAGAGGCACGAGGCACUGCAGGCAGAGUUGGGCGCAGGCAACCUACACGCCUGGACCAUGGAACAUGCAUCACAGGUCACCGUGACCCUACCCAGCCAUUCACAGUCAACGAUACCAGAACUUCAGGAGCCCAUGGAUGAAUAAUAGUAUACAAAUAUUGAGUGGCUCAGCGUGGAAUGGGAGGAAUAUUAUCGCAAGGUAAAAUCUGAACUUUUCCAUUUCAUGAGGCGAAGC
This is a messenger RNA of Patiria miniata (bat star), 573 nucleotides long. RefSeq lists its product as uncharacterized. The coding region runs from base 64 to 483 and encodes 139 amino acids. Lineage: Eukaryota; Metazoa; Echinodermata; Asteroidea; Valvatida; Asterinidae. The transcript has 3 exons. The record is from RefSeq and is a predicted model, not a curated record.